AUGUCUGCGACGGCGCAGCCGUGGGGGUCGCUGUUCUGCUGCGUGAACGGCGGCGCGGUUUCGGGCGAGGACGACGGGCCGUCGCCGCCGCGGCGGCGGAGGGGCAGCCGCAGCCGGAGGAGGGACCGGGGGGAGCGGCUCCUGCUGCUGCCGUCCUCGACGUCGGCGUCGCGGGUGUCGCUGUCGAGCCUCAGCUCAUCGGGGACGCUGACGCCCGAGGACCUGUCCGUGACGCUGUCCGGGUCCAACCUGCACGCCUUCACGUACGCCGAGCUGAGGGCCGUCACGGGGGGCUUCUCCCGCGCCAACUACCUGGGAUCCGGCGGGUUCGGCCCCGUCUACAGGGGCCGCGUCGACGCCGGCCUGCGCAAAGGGCUGGACGCGCAGCAGAUCGCCGUCGGCGCGGCCAGGGGCCUCGCCUUCCUCCACGACGCAGACACGCCGGUGAUCUACCGGGACUUCAAGGCCUCCAACAUCCUGCUUGACGAGGACUACAACACCAAGUUGUCGGACUUCGGGCUCGCCAAGGACGGGCCUCAGGGCGACGCGACCCAUGUCACAACGCGCGUGAUGGGGACAAACGGAUACGCGGCGCCAGAGUACAUCAUGACGGGGCACCUGACUGCCAAGAGCGACGUCUACAGCUUCGGGGUGGUGCUCCUGGAGCUCCUGACGGGCCGGCGGUCUGUCGACCGGGCUCGGCGGCCCAGGGAGCAGAGCCUGGUGGAUUGGGCCAGGCCCUACCUCAGGAAGCCCGACAAGCUGUACCGGGUCAUGGACCCGGCCAUGGAGUGCCAGUACUCGUGCCGAGGGGCUGAACGGGCUGCUAUGGUGGCGUACAAGUGCCUGAGCCAGAACCCGAAGUCUAGGCCCACCAUGAGGGAGGUGGUCCAGUCCCUGGAGCCCGUCCUGGACAUGGACGACUACCUCCAGAUCGGCCCGUUUGUGUUCACCGUCGUAGUGGAAGAUGGCGACGGCAAGAGCAACGACGGUGGCGAAGGCAAGGUUGUUGACGGGGAGAAGGUUGACGUGACGAUAGAGACGACAGUGGAGGAGAAGAAGCAGCACCAGAUGAGCCACCAGGACCGGCACCGGCAGAAGUUCCCCAACUCGGCGGUCCACGCUGACGUGGUGCUGCAUUACCGGGACGGCGGCGAACUCGGCCCGCACAUUAGCGCGCUGCGGCGGCACCGGAGGACGUCCAGCUACGUCAAGGAGAGAGGGGCGUAG
Miscanthus lutarioriparius is the source of this 1230-nucleotide messenger RNA. Lineage: Eukaryota; Viridiplantae; Streptophyta; Magnoliopsida; Poales; Poaceae. The record is from the annotation of a GenBank genome assembly.